AAUCGGAUGUGCCGGCAGAGCUGCGAGUUGCAAACGGGUCACAAAAUUUCGUGAAUUUUACUUCAACCAUCCAAAACCAGCUGCUGCUUGUGUCACUGCUGGAGCAUCUCUGCCACAUGUACACACACAACCCCGUUCGUUCGAGGUGUUUGUUCCGAAUACUUCGUCAGGCUUUCACGAGAACAGGGUUGCUCUCCCCUUUUGCCUUCUGUGAUGAAUUUAGUACCAUAAGACUGCAGCAUAAUAGAGCCAUUACUGAAUUAAUGAAAGCAGCUAAUCGACAAAUAGUUAACGGGGAACUUGAUAAUGGAGAUUCAUAUGCAAUUGGGGAAAAAGAAGUUCUCUUUGAAGCACAGACUUCACGAUACUUGAAUGAAUUUGAUGAGAUUGCAAGGCUAGGAAAAGGAGGAUAUGGUAAAGUAUACAAGGUCAGAAAUAAGUUAGAUGGUCAGUUCUAUGCUAUUAAAAAAAUUAACAUUAAGAAGGCUACAAGAAGAGAUUGCAUGAAGGUGCUACGAGAAGUUAAAGUGCUAGCUGGGCUGCAGCAUCCUAAUAUUGUAGGCUAUCACACUGCUUGGAUGGAACAAGUUCAAACAGUGCACCCCAAAGGAAAGACAAUAAUGGAGUUGCAGCCAUUAUCUUUGCAGCAAGAGAGUAGCAAUGAUCACUGUCACGUUCAAAGUGUGGAAAGUGGUAGUUCAAUUAUCUUUGCUGACCUUACUUCACAAGAAAAGUCCUGUGACAGCACCAGUCCUAAAAACCAGGGUGGUGGAUCAGUGCAGAAUAUGGAUGUAAGGAGUGAUUUUACAAACAGCAGUAGUAAAGAGUGUACGAAACCAAAUAAAUGUGAAUUAUCCAUAGAAUUACAAGACAAAUUUUUAAGUAGUGUUAGCAGUAGAUCAACUGACGUGAAAGACCAUUCAGAGUGGGGACCUCAUUCUAGUCUGGAUCAAGAAGAUAGCACUGGAAGUAAGUCCUGCACAGAAGAAUGUUCCAAUAAGGAUGUAGCUCUCUGUGGAGAGUUUGAGGUGCACUAUUGUUUGAUGCUUCAUAUACAAAUGCAACUGUGUGAAAUAUCCUUGUGGGAUUGGAUUGUUGACCGUAAUAAAAGAUGCAGCGAGAGAGCAGAAGAAAUUUCCCGUCCAUACCAUCUGGUGGAUGUCUGCUGGACAAUGAAAAUUUUUCAAGAGUUAUUAGAAGGAGUAUGCUAUAUCCACAGUGUGGGAGUGAUGCAUCGAGAUAUUAAACCCAGAAAUAUCUUUCUACAUGGAUCAGAUCAUCAUGUAAAAAUAGGAGACUUUGGAUUAGCCUGCAAAGAUCUUCUUUGGGAUGAUGCAGACCAGCACUUUAAGACAGAAGGGAUAAAUGGACUGACACAUACUAUGGGAGUUGGGACUUGCCUCUAUGCCUCACCAGAACAGCUACAGGGAUCUCACUAUGAUUUCAAGUCAGACAUGUACAGCCUGGGUGUUAUCCUGCUCGAACUCUUCCAGCCGUUUGGAACAGAAAUGGAAAGAACAAAAGUUCUUACACAUUUAAGGAAUGGUGAAAUUCCUCAUACUUUCUACAAAACAUGGCCUAUUCAAGCCAAGUACGUUAAACUCCUCACCAGUCAGAAAUCUACAGAGAGACCAACUGCUGCUCAGCUUCGUGAAAGUGAACUGUUUCAUAGCACAGAACAUGUUAUUUCUAACCUACAGCAGAAGGUGAGACUGCAAGAGGAAGAAAUAGAGAAACUGAGGGAGAGAAUAAGACUGCUUUCUGAAGAACAAGAUGAAUAUAAGAGUCAAGGUUCUCCUGUUUAAGUACGAGAAGAACUAACCUCUAUUGUAUGCUAAGUUAUAUAAAAUGUGGGGGGGUUUUACAUAAAAAUAUUUAAAUGCAUUUUGA
This is a messenger RNA of Apaloderma vittatum (bar-tailed trogon), 1890 nucleotides long. RefSeq names its product eukaryotic translation initiation factor 2-alpha kinase 1 (gene EIF2AK1). The annotation marks the transcript as partial. Lineage: Eukaryota; Metazoa; Chordata; Aves; Trogoniformes; Trogonidae. The record is from RefSeq and is a predicted model, not a curated record. The transcript is spliced from 15 exons. Gene Ontology annotation, molecular function: ATP binding; protein kinase activity. Gene Ontology annotation, biological process: protein phosphorylation.